This is a messenger RNA of Dicentrarchus labrax (European seabass), 1811 nucleotides long. RefSeq lists its product as uncharacterized. The coding region runs from base 717 to 1811 and encodes 364 amino acids. The record is from RefSeq and is a predicted model, not a curated record. The transcript is spliced from 2 exons. Lineage: Eukaryota; Metazoa; Chordata; Actinopteri; Moronidae.
UUACUAAAGUUGGAAUAUUUAGUCCACGUGCCAGGUCCCCUGAAGAUGGUUUGCAUUUUAACGCAAACAGCUUCCUAAAUGCAGAGGAGUUACGGAUAACACUGCGUCUGUAUGUGGAUGAUUUUGAGACCUGCAAUCCCCUAGGCACCUCUAGGAAAAAACACAAGCUUUGUGGUGUUUACUGGAUACUAGGUAACCUGCCACCAGGCUCCCACUCAUCUUUAUCAUCUAUUUAUCUUGCAGUGCUUUGCAAAAGUGUUGAUGUAAAAACAUAUGGUUAUGAAACAGUCUUGGAACCCCUUCUUCAAGAUAUUAAAAUUCUCGAGGACUAUGGUGUGUAUGUGCCUUUAUUAGGUAAGUCUCUUAAAGGUACAGUACUGAGUAUUGUGGCUGACAACCUGGGCGCGCAUGGUAUUGCAGGGUUCAUAGAAAAUUUUUCUGGUGAUUACGUUUGUCGCUUUUGCACAGCAAAGAGUUGUGAUUUCAGGAAUCAGUGUGUUGCUACCGGUGCUUUCAGCCUUAGAACUAGAGCUGGCCAUGCAGAUCAUGUAAAAUCAUCUUGUGAGAAGGGUACACAUUGCUUUGGAGUUAAGAGAGAGUGCAUUUUUACCAAAACUCUGUCUCAUUUUCAUGUUGUCUCCGGUUUUCCGCCUGAUGUUGCUCAUGAUAUAUUUGAGGGCAUUGUGCCUGUUGAGCUGGCCCACUGCUUGGCAUUAAUGAUAUCAAAGAAGUUAUUUACAUUAGAUGAACUAAAUAGAGCUAUACUGACUUUCCCCUAUAAAUGGUCCGACAAAACAAACAAGCCACAUAUUGUACCACAAAGUUUCUUGGGUCGGAAAACUAUCGGUGGCAACGCUCAUGAAAACUGGAGCCUACUGAGGCUGCUCCCAUUUGUGAUAGGUCCCCUUGUCCCAGAAAAUGAGCCAGCAUGGCUUGUGUUGAUGGAUUUAAAAGAUAUUGUGCAGUUAGUUGUUGCUCCUGUGCAUACAGAUGAAUCCAUCUCAUACCUUGAAAGCAAAAUUGUUGAGCACAGACAGAGGUACCAAGACCUGUUCCCUGGUGUCAGACUUCUACCCAAACACCACUAUGUAGAACACUACCCGCAGAUGAUAAGGUGUUUUGGCCCUCUAGUCACAGUUUGGACAAUGAGAUUUGAAGCCAAACAUAGUUUCUUUAAGAACAUUGUUAAACACACAAGUUGCUUUAAGAAUGUACCACUGACUUUGGCUUCAAAACAUCAAAUGAUGAUUGCAUUUCACCUAAACUCACCGUCUUAUGGUAAAUCUUGCCUAGAUGUAUCUACUGUCUCCACAGUUCCAGUUGAUGUACUGAAGGAGGAAGUAGCUGAGGCUAUAAAGCUAAAAUGCCCUAGCACAUCUGAAGUGCAUCUUGCUAAGAAUGCAUCAAGCAAUGGCAUAGCCUACAGCAAUGGCAUGAUAGUUGCCCAUGGAUCAGUAGGUGGAUUACCAGAGUUUGCUGAAAUUAGUCAGAUGUGUGUAAUAAAUGAGAUGUUGUUCCUCAUUGUGAAAGUGCUGUGUGGGUGGUACACUGAACACUACAGAGCCUUUGAGCUAAGCUUGUCACCAUCCAGAGAAGUAAAACUUGUGGCACUCAGUGAACUCACUGACCCCUAUCCACUGGCCUCUUACACUGUUGGAUCAAGUCAUAUGGUAACCUUAAAAAGGCAGAUUAUCAUAAAAGGUUGGUUAACCACCAAAAUGGUGAUUAAUAGUAGGACUGAACAGUUAAUUGCAAUAAGAUAUUUUCAGUCCAAAGUAAUUGCUCUUUUUUUACACACGUAUAUUUGGUGA